UAAUAGUACUAGUUAAAACUCAAACGUUCAUUAAAAUAACAAUGCAGGGUAUUGAAUUAAAGCUACACUCGUUGUGAAUCCAGGCAACAAGUCAGAUUUUUUAAAUGCUUUUCGGCGAAAGCAUGAGAAGCUAUUAUCUGAUAGCAUGCAACACCCCAAAAAGACCCGCAGGGGACGUAAACAAAAUAAUUAGCAUAGUCGUCGCUACACAAACCGCACAAAUAAAAUAUAAAACAUUCAUUACCUUUGACCAUCUUAAGAGUCAACAUAUUGUUACUCCUUGUGGAGUAGCAGGAUAUUAUCUUAUUAACCUCAAGGUCCAAUGAAGAUUAUUUAUUUUUUCUUCUGUCAAUAACAAAUCAUUUCUGGGUAACAAUGAAGUACUUUACUGUGAUUGUUUUCAACUCUCUAUUACUGUAUAAUAACAUUAUUAUUAGUCAUUCAUCUUCAUCUCCAUCUCCAUCCUCAUCAUCUUCAUCUCCAUCUUCUUCUUUGUAAGAAUGAAAAUCCCUUUCAUUUGCUAAUUUUUCCUCACAAAAAUCACCAUAUAUCUUUGUUCCAAUGAGUGUCAAGAUGUAUCGGUAAACUAUCAAUAUUUUCUGAGAGUUGGCCAGUUGGACAGCUCUCUGUGGCAUCUCAAUGGGUUGAUGGUGACUGUGUAUGUGACUGGUUGACUCUUACAGCAAAAAACAAAUGAGAAGUAGGCAAUGGUCUGACAAACAAAAAUAAAUGGAAUUCACAUGAGCACCACAAUGCCUUCUCCACCCAUGCUCUACCAAGGUUAUCCAGCACCACAAUGCCUACUCCACCCAUGCUCUACCAAGGUUAUCCAGCACCACAAUGCCUACUCCACCCAUGCUCUACCAAGGUUAUCCAGCACCACAAUGCCUACUCCACCCAUGCUCUACCAAGGUUUUCCAGCACCACAAUGCCUACUCCACCCAUGCUCUACCAAGGUUAUCCAGCACCACAAUGCCUACUCCACCCAUGCUCUACCAAGGUUUUCCAGCACCACAAUGCCUACUCCACCCAUGCUCUACCAAGGUUUUCCAGCACCACAAUGCCUACUCCACCCAUGCUCUACCAAGGUUAUCCAGCACCACAAUGCCUACUCCACCCAUGCUCUACCAAGGUUUUCCAGCACCACAAUGCCUACUCCACCCAUGCUCUACCAAGGUUAUCCAGCACCACAAUGCCUUCUCCACCCAUGCUCUACCAAGGUUAUCCAGCACCACAAUGCCUACUCCACCCAUGCUCUACCAAGGUUUUCCAGCACCACAAUGCCUUCUCCACCCAUGCUCUACCAAGGUUAUCCAGCACCACAAUGCCUACUCCACCCAUGCUCUACCAAGGUUUUCCAGCACCACAAUGCCUACUCCACCCAUGCUCUACCAAGGUUUUCCAGCACCACAAUGCCUACUCCACCCAUGCUCUACCAAGGUUUUCCAGCACCACAAUGCCUACUCCACCCAUGCUCUACCAAGGUUUUCCAGCACCACAAUGCCUUCUCCACCCAUGCUCUACCAAGGUUAUCCAGCACCACAAUGCCUACUCCACCCAUGCUCUACCAAGGUUUUCCAGCACCACAAUGCCUACUCCACCCAUGCUCUACCAAGGUUAUCCAGCACCACAAUGCCUACUCCACCCAUGCUCUACCAAGGUUAUCCAGCACCACAAUGCCUACUCCACCCAUGCUCUACCAAGGUUUUCCAGCACCACAAUGCCUACUCCACCCAUGCUCUACCAAGGUUUUCCAGCACCACAAUGCCUACUCCACCCAUGCUCUACCAAGGUUUUCCAGCACCACAAUGCCUACUCCACCCAUGCUCUACCAAGGUUUUCCAGCACCACAAUGCCUACUCCACCCAUGCUCUACCAAGGUUAUCCAGCACCACAAUGCCUACUCCACCCAUGCUCUACCAAGGUUAUCCAGCACCACAAUGCCUUCUCCACCCAUGCUCUACCAAGGUUAUCCAGCACCACAAUGCCUACUCCACCCAUGCUCUACCAAGGUUUUCCAGCACCACAAUGCCUACUCCACCCAUGCUCUACCAAGGUUAUCCAGCACCACAAUGCCUUCUCCACCCAUGCUCUACCAAGGUUAUCCAGCACCACAAUGCCUACUCCACCCAUGCUCUACCAAGGUUUUCCAGCACCACAAUGCCUACUCCACCCAUGCUCUACCAAGGUUUUCCAGCACCACAAUGCCUACUCCACCCAUGCUCUACCAAGGUUUUCCAGCACCACAAUGCCUACUCCACCCAUGCUCUACCAAGGUUUUCCAGCACCACAAUGCCUACUCCACCCAUGCUCUACCAAGGUUAUCCAGCACCACAAUGCCUUCUCCACCCAUGCUCUACCAAGGUUUUCCAGCACCACAAUGCCUACUCCACCCAUGCUCUACCAAGGUUUUCCAGCACCACAAUGCCUACUCCACCCAUGCUCUACCAAGGUUAUCCAGCACCACAAUGCCUUCUCCACCCAUGCUCUACCAAGGUUAUCCAGCACCACAAUGCCUUCUCCACCCAUGCUCUACCAAGGUUUUCCAGCACCACAAUGCCUUCUCCACCCAUGCUCUACCAAGGUUAUCCAGCACCACAAUGCCUUCUCCACCCAUGCUCUACCAAGGUUGUCCAGCACCACACUGCCUACUCCACCCAUGCUCUACCAAGGUUAUCCAGCACCACAAUGCCUACUCCAUCCAUGCUCUACCAAGGUUGUCCAGCACCACAAUGCCUACUCCACCCAUGCUCUACCAAGGUUUUCCAGCACCACACUGCCUACUCCACCCAUGCUCUACCAAGGUUAUCCAGCACCACAAUGCCUACUCCAUCCAUGCUCUACCAAGGUUGUCCAGCACCACACUGCCUACUCCAUCCAUGCUCUACCAAAGUUAUCCAGCACCACAAUGCCUACUCCAUCCAUGCUCUACCAAGGUUAUCCAGCACCACAAUGCCUACUCCAUCCAUGCUCUACCAAGGUUAUCCAGCACCACAAUGCCUACUCCAUCCAUGCUCUACCAAGGUUGUCCAGCACCACAAUGCCUACUCCAUCCAUGCUCUACCAAGGUUGUCCAGCACCACACUGCCUACUCCACCCAUGGUCUACCAAGGUUAUCCAGCACCACAAUGCCUACUCCAUCCAUGCUCUACCAAGGUUAUCCAGCACCACAAUGCCUUCUCCACCCAUGCUCUACCAAGGUUUUCCAGCACCACAAUGCCUUCUCCACCCAUGCUCUACCAAGGUUAUCCAGCACCACAAUGCCUACUCCACCCAUGCUCUACCAAGGUUUUCCAGCACCACAAUGCCUACUCCACCCAUGCUCUACCAAGGUUUUCCAGCACCACAAUGCCUACUCCACCCAUGCUCUACCAAGGUUUUCCAGCACCACAAUGCCUACUCCACCCAUGCUCUACCAAGGUUUUCCAGCACCACAAUGCCUACUCCACCCAUGCUCUACCAAGGUUAUCCAGCACCACAAUGCCUUCUCCACCCAUGCUCUACCAAGGUUAUCCAGCACCACAAUGCCUUCUCCACCCAUGCUCUACCAAGGUUUUCCAGCACCACAAUGCCUACUCCACCCAUGCUCUACCAAGGUUUUCCAGCACCACAAUGCCUACUCCACCCAUGCUCUACCAAGGUUUUCCAGCACCACAAUGCCUACUCCACCCAUGCUCUACCAAGGUUAUCCAGCACCACAAUGCCUUCUCCACCCAUGCUCUACCAAGGUUAUCCAGCACCACAAUGCCUUCUCCACCCAUGCUCUACCAAGGUUUUCCAGCACCACAAUGCCUUCUCCACCCAUGCUCUACCAAGGUUAUCCAGCACCACAAUGCCUUCUCCACCCAUGCUCUACCAAGGUUGUCCAGCACCACACUGCCUACUCCACCCAUGCUCUACCAAGGUUAUCCAGCACCACAAUGCCUACUCCAUCCAUGCUCUACCAAGGUUGUCCAGCACCACAAUGCCUACUCCACCCAUGCUCUACCAAGGUUUUCCAGCACCACACUGCCUACUCCACCCAUGCUCUACCAAGGUUAUCCAGCACCACAAUGCCUACUCCAUCCAUGCUCUACCAAGGUUGUCCAGCACCACACUGCCUACUCCAUCCAUGCUCUACCAAAGUUAUCCAGCACCACAAUGCCUACUCCAUCCAUGCUCUACCAAGGUUAUCCAGCACCACAAUGCCUACUCCAUCCAUGCUCUACCAAGGUUAUCCAGCACCACAAUGCCUACUCCAUCCAUGCUCUACCAAGGUUGUCCAGCACCACAAUGCCUACUCCAUCCAUGCUCUACCAAGGUUGUCCAGCACCACACUGCCUACUCCACCCAUGGUCUACCAAGGUUAUCCAGCACCACAAUGCCUACUCCAUCCAUGCUCUACCAAGGUUAUCCAGCACCACAAUGCCUUCUCCACCCAUGCUCUACCAAGGUUUUCCAGCACCACAAUGCCUUCUCCACCCAUGCUCUACCAAGGUUAUCCAGCACCACAAUGCCUUCUCCACCCAUGCUCUACCAAGGUUAUCCAGCACCACAAUGCCUUCUCCACCCAAGCCCUACCAAGGUUUUCCAGCACCACAAUGCCUUCUCCACCCAUGCUCUACCAAGGUUAUCCAGCACCACAAUGCCUUCUCCACCCAUGCUCUACCAAGGUUGUCCAGCACCACACUGCCUACUCCACCCAUGCUCUACCAAGGUUAUCCAGCACCACAAUGCCUACUCCAUCCAUGCUCUACCAAGGUUUUCCAGCACCACAAUGCCUACUCCACCCAUGCUCUACCAAGGUUUUCCAGCACCACAAUGCCUACUCCACCCAUGCUCUACCAAGGUUGUCCAGCACCACACUGCCUACUCCACCCAUGCUCUACCAAGGUUAUCCAGCACCACAAUGCCUACUCCAUCCAUGCUCUACCAAGGUUUUCCAGCACCACAAUGCCUACUCCACCCAUGCUCUACCAAGGUUUUCCAGCACCACAAUGCCUACUCCAACCAUGCUCUACCAAGGUUUUCCAGCACCAUAAUGCCUACUCCACCCAUGCUCUACCAAGGUUAUCCAGCACCACAAUGCCUACUCCACCCAUGCUCUACCAAGGUUUUCCAGCACCACAAUGCCUACUCCACCCAUGCUCUACCAAGGUUUUCCAGCACCACAAUGCCUACUCCACCCAUGCUCUACCAAGGUUUUCCAGCACACUGCUGUGACCUGCAACAGUAGCAUACAAAGUAAAGUAUUGGAUUUUUCACACGACAGAGUCUUUAUCCCAUUCCACUGCCUUUUCAAGAUGUUGUAUUUGAUGAAAGCAGGUUGUGUGUGUCUGAGCAUUCUGUCACUCCAUAUGGACAGGACA
Messenger RNA from Oncorhynchus keta (chum salmon), 5348 nucleotides. RefSeq lists its product as uncharacterized. The transcript has 8 exons. The coding region runs from base 797 to 5215 and encodes 1472 amino acids. Lineage: Eukaryota; Metazoa; Chordata; Actinopteri; Salmoniformes; Salmonidae. The record is from RefSeq and is a predicted model, not a curated record.